Messenger RNA from Vigna angularis (adzuki bean), 671 nucleotides. Its product is annotated as vascular-related unknown protein 1. Gene Ontology annotation, biological process: xylem development. The record is from RefSeq and is a predicted model, not a curated record. The transcript has 3 exons. Lineage: Eukaryota; Viridiplantae; Streptophyta; Magnoliopsida; Fabales; Fabaceae. The coding region runs from base 70 to 444 and encodes 124 amino acids.
CCCCACUAACUACACCUUCUCAUCUUCAACUUCUUGGCUUUUUGAAAGGAAAAAGCCAUAACAGCUUCAAUGAGUUCCAUAACCAAAGCUCCUCCUUCCUCCAACGAUGUUCUUUCCUCCGAGGAGAGUGGUUGGACAACAUACUUUGACGAUUUCUUCAACAACCAUGUCGACAACAAAUGUUCCAUGCCUUUGUCUGGUCUUUCUUCUUCCUCCCUUGUCUCUGAUGCAGCUUCUUUGGUCGAGAAAAAAGUGGCCAGUGCCAUACAAGUUGAAGAGUUUUCAGUGAAUAAAAAAUCCAAAAGAACGAGUUUCAAGAAGAGAAAAGAUGCCAUAACGGCUUUCAUUGAUGACGCUUUGGAAGAUACUGCAACUUCCUCUCUCAAUAGUACCAAGGUUUUGUAUGCGAACCAGCAGAUUGACAAGGCAAACAGACAGAAGUAGUAUAAACCUUUUCUCAGGAGAAAGGUAAUAUCUCAGGGCAACAAAAUGAGCAAAAUGAAAAGAGCUCCAAAGGGAGGAACAGUGAUUGCACAGAGUCAAAGAAGAUAGGUCUUUGCUUAAUUUGUUCCUUUGUCAAUGGUAGAGAACUUUCUAUGUUAAUUACUUAGUAGUAUUAUGUUAAAGUUCAAUCAUAAUCAUUUUUGGCUAUAAAAAAAUAUCUUAAUGUA